GUGGCUAAAAAUGUUUAAAACAAAGAUCCGACGUGGAUAUCCGGAGAAGUCGCUCUCUCUCGGCUCUGUCCGUGUGGCGUACGGGAGCGCAGGCCCUCGGGCCCGUGACGUACAGUCCCCUUCCACGACGUCGGAGAACAAGCCGGGCCCCGAGCCUGCAGCCUGCAUAUUCCUACUGCUUCUCUGAGCCCUUGGGCCGUGACAGAGGAGACAAACCAUGCAGGAAACACUGACACCAGGGGUGCUGGGACGGGGAACACGUGCGGAGGUGGGCGGGAGAAACAAAAAGGUCGUGAAAAAGUCCUUAAACUUCCUUGUUUUUUUAAAUUCCAGUACCAAAAUUGGAAAAGUUAGAGUGGAGCACGUUUGUUGAAGGUAAUAACCGCGUUUAAAAUGCUAUAGCUCUUGUCCUUAAAACCAUAUUUCAAGUAAGUUUUAACUGUUUUGUAUCGUCUUAGUGAAAAAAUUAUAAUCCAGAUUAUAUAGGUAGCGAUAAUGAAAGUUCAGAUCAUAGGCUUCUAGUUUCUUUUAGUGUGUGAUUUUAGAUAGAUGAGGAAAAUAAAUUAUUUCUGUGUGUUAAAGGGGAAAAAAAUCCGGUAAUGAAUCUUGAAGGCAGGAAAAAAAUCGCGGGAUAUAAACUUACUUACUGAACUUAAAGCUCUCUUUGUGUAAUGUGUGACACGAGAAAAGAGCAGAUGAAAAAAACCUUCCUUUUCUAAAAUAUUGCAGAAACUGCUGGGCCGAAAUGACAAAGAAAAAUCCGCCUUUAGUUGGAGAGGGUGAGUAUAUUAAAGAGUCUGCUCAAUUAGGUGGGCAGACACUGGCCGAGUCUUCUUUGUGCACUGUGUAAUUAAAAUGUAGGCACGGGGAUCAAAACGGGGUGGAACCAGGAAUGCGUGAAUGUAGUGGUCUUUUAAAGCACGUGCUUGGAGCACUAAAAAUAACGUGUGUGCCUGGUGGGACGGGCACUUCCUGGAUUCUGUGGAGCAGUGGAGCUGGGCACGGAAUUAAAGCACAGUAUCGGUAAGCGGCACGGGAAGGAAAGACAAUCCACGGGAUGUGGGAUUGGUUGAAGUGCAACUGGAAGGCCAAGGGCAAAUGUGGGGUUGGUUUGUCCCACAAGAAGGAGCUGCUUUUGGGAUACUUGAAACUGGGGUGCUGGAGAAGGGGGGUGCAGGGGUAAGGGAUAAAUAAAAAAGGUGUGUGCUUUCCUGUGGACUACACAACCUUCCCAUCGAUUCGACCUUGUUGGGGCUAGGAUAUUACCGGGAAGAUGGUACUGAAGGUGGAUUAUGGGAUGUGGGUGAAAGAAUCAGUCCUUGUGUUAGGCCCUGAAAUACAGGCCUUCCUGUUAUGUUGGUAACUGAAGUCUGUACUUGGCUGCCGUAGACAGCUCAAUAAACUGAACUUGUUUUGGCUUGGUGUGUGUUUUUGUUGAGAGAUUUAAACAUUAAGAAAAGCUUAAUGCUAUUGGUGGUGCCUUUCCCUUGUGUGGAAGUGUGAUUCUUGUGUGCUGCUGACACAUCUAAAGGAAGUAAAGGGAUGGGAAUGCACUGUGACGCUCUGGGCUGGAUGAGGCGCAGGUCGGACCUUCGGUCCGGGUUUGGGUCGUCUCGGGGCACAGAACGCUUCAUGUCGUUAAUGGCUAAGUCAAGAAGUGUUGAUUGGGUCUUUUUACCCCGGGGUGUGGCUUGAAGGGGGUGGGGGAAAGCAAGCAGGGGGAUCACGCUUCUCGCCCUUUUGUAAUGGGAGCGGUGCUGAUGGGAGGAUUUAGGGGAGGUUCUGGUGUGGGUUGAUGAGACUGGCACGAGCGGUUGGCCGCAUGUCCUGUCCUGGGCCAUGAAGUCUCCAAGAAAAGGAUCAAUGGCUGUGUAUCUGCUCAUCAAAUUCCAAGAUGCCAGGAAAACGCAGUGCGAAGAACCCAGUGCCGGAAGGGUCUCCUGAGACAAAGAAGGUUAAAGUCAGCCACCCAUCACACCGCUCACAGCCUGGGCUGGUGCUGACACUGGGCCAGGGUAAUGUCGGCCAGCUGGGCCUGGGUGAGGACAUCAUGGAGAGGAAGAAGCCAGCUCUGGUCACGCUGCCGGAGAUGGUGGUGCAGGUGGAAGCUGGAGGGAUGCACACGGUGUGCCUCAGCCAGACAGGAAAGAUCUACACCUUUGGCUGCAAUGAUGAAGGUGCCCUGGGACGCGACACCUCGGCUGAAGGCUCCGAGACCUCUCCGGGGCCGGUGGAGCUGCAGGAGAAGGUGGUGCAGGUGUCGGCAGGAGACAGCCACACGGCUGCGCUCACCGAGGACGGCAGGGUCUUUGUCUGGGGCUCCUUCCGGGAUAACAAUGGAGUGAUUGGCUUGCUGGAGCCCAUGAAGACGAGCUCUGUUCCUUUGCUGCUUCAGCUUGACACGCCUGUUGUUAAAAUAGUUUCAGGAAAUGACCACUUGGUGAUGCUGACAGUGGACGGCGACCUGUUCACGUGUGGCUGUGGCGAGCAGGGCCAGCUAGGCAGAGUGCCAGCACUCUUUGCAAACCGAGGAGGCCGGAAAGGGCUGCAGCGGCUGCUGGUCCCCCAGCUUGUUCCUGUCAGAGGCAAAGGGAGAAGAGGCAAAAUGCGCUUCCAGGACGCUUUCUGUGGGGCCUAUUUCACCUUCGCCGUCACGCAGGAGGGACACAUCUAUGGAUUUGGCCUUUCCAACUACCACCAGCUGGGGACCCAGGACACCGAGCCCUGCUUCUCCCCGCAGAACCUUACAUGCUUCAAGAACUCCACCAAGUCUUGGGUUGGGUUCUCUGGCGGGCAGCACCACACGGUCUGCGUCGACUCUGAGGGUAAAGCCUACAGCCUGGGCAGGGCAGAGUAUGGCCGGCUGGGCCUUGGGACAGGGGCAGAGGAGAAGAGUACACCCACAGUUAUCCCAGAGCUGCCCAGCAUCACUUCGGUGGCCUGCGGAGCGUCAGUUGGUUAUGCUGUCAGCAGUGAUGGACGAGCGUUUGCCUGGGGAAUGGGCACGAACUACCAGCUAGGCACUGGCGAGGAGGACGAUGUCUGGAGCCCCGUGGAGAUGACCGGGAAGCAGCUGGAGAACCGGCGAGUGCUGGCUGUGUCCAGUGGUGGGCAGCACACUGUGCUGCUGGUCAGUGAGAAGGAGCAGAGCUGAUGAAACGACGCAGGAGCCGAGCCCAGCGGGAUCACAGCACCCCCAGACCCCCCACAACUUCUGCCUGGGUUGGGGAGCCAAUUACUUGGGGAGGGCAGGAGGCUCAUGGAGCUGGGCCCAGCAGCACCUGUGUGGUUCCCCAUGGGUUCUCCCUGCAAGCAUUUGUCUGUUUUCCCAUGGUGCCCGCUGCUCUGUCAGCUCCCUGGGUCAGCUUGGUCCUAAACUGAUCCCAGUUCUGUGCCUGGAUGGAUUUCCACUUCUCGUCUGGUUUUUUAAAAUUUCCGACCCAGCGAAGCCGAGGGUCUUGUUCUUCACCCUUCAAUCAGGUUCGGGUAUCAGUCUCCUAGAGGUCCCUGUGUUCCCCACAUCUGGAUGCUCCUCCACCCCCUUCACCUUAAUAUACCUCUUUGACCUGGAUGUGUCUGCUGCCACCUGCCAAACCCCUCUUGAGUCCCUUCCAGGCAGAUCUGAGUCCAAAUGGAACGUGCCCAGGAAGCUCUAUCCUCUAAUCCAGAACUUGUGGUUGCUGUGGGGGAUGGCCUGCCUAGUGAGGGAGAGUGCUGCACGAUGAUGCCUAGCAUACUGUGACCGCUGGAAAAGAGAGGGGGGAUUCCUGCCUCCCAUCCCUCAAGUAUCUAAGCUGAAACUCCCCAGGCAGUGAGGCCUGGAGCAGCCACCUCCAGCACUGCUUUUUGCAGUCCUGGCCACUCCCUCUUUGCCAUUGCCUUUGGAAACCCAACCAAAUCCAUCCCACGGGUGGGAACACUAUUAAUUUAAUUUUUUCUCUUUCGCUUGCUGAGGAAGGAGCUUCAUUUGCUGUUAGGGCCUUGCUGAGCAGACACCCAGACCCCAGCUAUGCAUGGAGUCGCUGGUAACAACAGGACUCCUCCUCCCCGUCGCCUCCCUGAUCCAACUGGCCUUGCUUCCUGUGCCCAGCCUCCUCCAUCCUAUCCAUAGAGGAGGUGCCUUCCGGGCACCUGGAGUGAGGAGGGUGGUCUGUAAAGAGCUAAAUUAUAGCAAUAGGAGGGGGGGUUGUGGCUGGGAUGAGGGGUCUGGGAUUAUACAAUGGGUCCGAAGGGGUUGGAUAUUUUUAAAAAAAGAAAAUGUAUUUUGGUUGAUUAAUCAAGGCAGAAAGGACAAAAAACUCAUCUUUUAACAUUUGGAAUAAACUGAGUUUUGAUAAA
Molecule: messenger RNA, 4338 nt
Organism: Sturnus vulgaris (Common starling)
Lineage: Eukaryota; Metazoa; Chordata; Aves; Passeriformes; Sturnidae
Source: RefSeq, a predicted model, not a curated record